Molecule: messenger RNA, 3811 nt
Organism: Chrysochloris asiatica (Cape golden mole)
Lineage: Eukaryota; Metazoa; Chordata; Mammalia; Afrosoricida; Chrysochloridae
Gene: ATP13A3
Product: ATPase type 13A3
Exons: 31
Coding region: 1-3675 (1224 amino acids)
Biological process (GO): polyamine transmembrane transport; intracellular calcium ion homeostasis
Cellular component (GO): late endosome membrane
Molecular function (GO): polyamine transmembrane transporter activity; P-type ion transporter activity; ATP hydrolysis activity
Source: RefSeq, a predicted model, not a curated record
AUGGACAAAGAAGAAAGAAAGACUAUCAACCAGGGUCAAGAAGAUGAAAUGGAAGUUUAUGGCUAUAACGUGAGUCGCUGGAAGCUUGCCUUCGUCUCACUAGGAGUGGUUUGCACUGGUGGCUUUCUUCUCCUCCUUCUCUAUUGGAUGCCUGAGUGGCGGGUGAAAGCAACUUGUAUUCGAGCUGCAAUUAAAGACUGUGAAGUGGUGUUGCUGAGGACUACUGAUGAAUUCAGAAUGUGGUUUUGUGCAAAAAUUCGCUUGCUUUCUCUGGAAACCCAUCCAUUUUCAAGUCCAAAAUCUCUAGCUAAUAAAGUUUCAAAUGGUCAUGCUGUUCAUUUAAUUGAAACUCCAACCGAAGAGAACCGGCAUGAGAUGAGCAAAUAUUCACAGACUCAAUCACAACAGAUUCGUUACUUCAGCCAUCAUAGUGUAAAGUAUUUCUGGAAUGAUACCCUUCAUAAUUUUGAUUUCUUAAAGGGACUGGAUGAAGGUGUUUCUUGUACGUCAAUUUAUGAAAAGCAUAGUGCAGGACUGACAAAGGGGAUGCAUGCCUACAGAAAAUUGCUUUAUGGAGUAAAUGAAAUUACUGUGAAAGUGCCUUCUGUUUUUAAGCUUCUAAUUAAGGAGGUUCUCAACCCAUUUUACGUUUUCCAGCUGUGCAGUGUUAUUCUAUGGUGCACCGAUGAAUACUAUUACUAUGCUCUAGCUAUUGUGAUUAUGUCUAUAGUAUCAAUUGUGAGCUCACUAUAUUCCAUCAGAAAGCAAUAUAUUAUGUUGCAUGAUAUGGUGGCAGCUCACAGUACUGUGAGAGUUUCAGUUUGCAGAGUCAAUGAAGAAAUAGAAGAGAUCUUCUCUACAGAGCUUGUGCCAGGAGAUGUCAUGGUGAUUCCAUUAAAUGGGACAGUCAUGCCUUGUGAUGCAGUACUCAUUAAUGGUACUUGCAUUGUAAAUGAAAGCAUGUUAACAGGUGAAAGUGUUCCAGUGACAAAAACCAAUUUGCCAAAUCCUUCAGUAGACAUGAAAGGAAAUGAGUUAUAUAGUCCGGAAAUUCAUAAACGACACACUUUGUUUUGUGGGACUACUGUUAUUCAAACUCGUUUCUACACUGGAGAACUAGUCAAAGCCAUAGUAGUUAGAACAGGGUUUAGUACUUCCAAAGGACAGCUUGUUCGUUCCAUACUGUAUCCCAAACCAACUGAUUUUAAACUCUACCGAGAUGCCUAUUUGUUUCUCUUGUGUCUUGUGGCAGUGGCUGGCAUUGGGUUUAUCUACACUAUUAUCAAUAGUAUUUUAAAUAAGGUAGAAGUUGGGGUGAUAAUUAUCAAGUCUCUUGACAUCAUUACAAUUACUGUACCCCCCGCACUCCCUGCUGCAAUGACUGCUGGCAUUGUGUAUGCCCAAAGAAGACUGAGAAAAAUCGGUAUUUUCUGUAUCAGUCCCCAAAGGAUAAAUAUUUGUGGACAGCUAAAUCUUAUUUGUUUUGACAAGACUGGAACUCUUACUGAAGAUGGUUUAGAUCUUUGGGGGAUUCAACGAGUGGAAAAUACACGUUUUCUUUUGCCAGAAGAAAACAUUUGCAAUGAGAUGUUGGUAAAAUCCCAGUUUGUUGCUUGUAUGGCUACUUGUCAUUCACUUACAAAAAUUGAAGGAGUGCUUUCUGGUGAUCCACUUGAUCUGAAAAUGUUUGAAGCCAUUGGAUGGAUUCUGGAAGAAGCCACGGAAGAGGAAACAGCACUUCAUAAUCGAAUUAUGCCCACUGUGGUUCGUCCUCUAAAACAACUGCUCUCUGAAUCUACACCUGCAGCAGACCAAGAAAUGGAGCUGUUUGAACUUCCAGCUAUUUAUGAGAUAGGAAUUGUCCGCCAGUUCCCGUUUUCUUCUGCUUUGCAACGUAUGAGUGUAGUUGCCAGGGUGCUGGGGGAUAAGAAGAUGGAUGCUUACAUGAAGGGAGCACCCGAGGUUAUCGCCAGUCUCUGUAAACCUGAAACAGUUCCUGCUGAUUUUGAAAAAGUUUUAGAAGAUUACACUAAACAGGGCUUCCGUGUGAUUGCUCUUGCACACAGAAAGUUGGAGUCAAAACUAACCUGGCAUAAAGUACAGAAUGUUAACAGAGAUACCAUUGAAAACAACAUGAGUUUUAUGGGAUUAAUAAUAAUGCAGAACAAAUUAAAGCAAGAAACCCCUGCAGUACUUGAAGAUUUGCAUAAAGCCAACAUUCGCACUGUCAUGGUCACAGGUGACAACAUGUUGACUGCUGUCUCUGUGGCCAGAGACUGUGGGAUGAUUCUACCUCAGGAUAAAGUUAUUAUUGCUGAAGCAUUACCUCCAAAGGAUGGAAAAGUUGCCAAGAUAAACUGGCAUUAUGCAGACACCCUAACCCAGUGCAGUAAUUCAUCAGCAAUUGACUCAGAGGCUAUUCCAAUUAAAUUGGCCCAUGACAGCCUAGAGGAUCUUCAGGUGGUUCGUUACCAUUUUGCAAUGAAUGGAAAAUCGUUUUCAGUGAUACUGGAGCAUUUUCAAGACCUCGUUCCUAAGCUGAUGUUGCAUGGCACCGUGUUUGCACGUAUGGCACCUGAUCAGAAGACACAGUUGGUGGAAGCAUUACAAAACGUAGAUUACUAUGUAGGGAUGUGUGGUGAUGGCGCAAAUGAUUGUGGUGCUUUGAAGAGGGCACAUGGAGGCAUUUCCUUAUCUGAGCUUGAGGCUUCAGUGGCAUCUCCUUUUACCUCCAGAACGCCUAGUAUUUCCUGUGUGCCAAACCUAAUCAGGGAAGGCCGUGCUGCUUUAAUGACUUCCUUCUGUGUAUUUAAGUUUAUGGCUUUGUACAGCAUUAUCCAGUACUUCAGUGUUACUCUGCUGUAUUCUAUCCUGAGUAACUUAGGAGACUUCCAGUUUCUCUUCAUCGAUCUGGCAAUCAUUUUGGUAGUGGUUUUUACAAUGAGUUUAAAUCCAGCUUGGAAAGAACUUGUGGCACAAAAACCACCCUCAGGUCUCAUAUCCGGGACCCUUCUCUUCUCCGUUUUGUCUCAGAUCAUCAUCUGUGUUGGAUUUCAAUCCUUGGGGUUCUUUUGGGUCAAACACCAGCCGUGGUAUGAAAUGUGGCAUCCACAGUCUGAUGCCUGUAAUUCAUCAAGUAGCCUAAAUUGGAACUCUUCGCAUUUUGACAAUGAAACCGAACCUGAUGCAUAUAAUAUAGAAAAUUAUGAAAAUACCACACUGUUUUUUAUCUCCAGUUUUCAGUACCUCAUAGUUGCUAUUGCCUUUUCCAAAGGAAAACCCUUCAGGCAGCCUUGCUACAAGAAUUAUUUUUUUGUUGCAUCUGUGAUUAUUUUAUAUGUUGUCAUAUUAUUCAUCAUGUUACAUCCAGUUGCCUCUAUUGACCAGGUUCUUCAGAUAGUGUGUAUACCAGAUCAGUGGCGUAUCACUCUGCUUAUCAUUGUUCUUGUCAAUGCCCUUGUUUCUAUCAUGAUGGAGGAGUCAGUGGAUCGUUGGGGAAAGUGUUGCUUGUCCUGGGUCCUAAGCUGUAGAAAGAAAAUACCAAAGGCAAAGUACAUGUACCUGGCACAGGAGCUCUUGGUUGAUCCAGAAUGGCCACCCAAACCUCAGACAACAACAGAAGCUAAGGCUUUCUUUAAGGAGAACGGAUCAUGUCAAAUCAUCACCAUAACAUAGUAAGGAAUUAGUCCCAGUGGUAUGCGAAUAGCAGUAUUCAGGAGAAUGUAAUUUCAGGACUUUCUGAUCCAGUGUGUCAGAGUGACCCCAAUGAAAUUUAUGCCAUUUGUGACCUCUAGGUUAUAGUAGCUGAUUU